Notothenia coriiceps (black rockcod) is the source of this 928-nucleotide messenger RNA. Its product is annotated as clavesin-2-like. Gene Ontology annotation, biological process: lysosome organization. Gene Ontology annotation, cellular component: trans-Golgi network; membrane; endosome. The record is from RefSeq and is a predicted model, not a curated record. Gene Ontology annotation, molecular function: phosphatidylinositol bisphosphate binding. Lineage: Eukaryota; Metazoa; Chordata; Actinopteri; Perciformes; Nototheniidae. Bases 495 to 920 code for a protein of 141 amino acids. The transcript has a single exon.
GCAGAUCGUUUUUUGACGGUUUCGGAGCAGAAGCAUCAGCAUUAGUCGGCGGAUGGAGAUGGAGUAGAAGGCGGAGGCAUGGUGGUGUCGGUGAUCUCAGACUGCAUGGUGGAGAUUUAGCAGGUGUUUUAACAGGCUCGUGCCGCAUUUCCUGGCCGCCGCGAGCGACGCCGGAGGACACGGUGAUGCUGUCGUCGUCAUUUUGCCACAGAGAGACAUAGAGAGACAGAGUGAUGGAGGAGGAGGGCGGUGUGAGAUCAGGCCGCCCCGAUCAGCAGGUUGGAUGCUCCGCCUGAAGCUGCAGGAGUCAUGAUAUGCAUGCUGGAUCAAAACAAUACAGAUCUUUGGAAAAGGUGGAAUACAAAAAAUAUCUGUGCGUAAAAGUGAGAAUGCAUCAUAUGAGUUCAGGGUGGAUUACAGAGCAGCAGGCCUCCAUCUGAAACCAGAAAGAAGGAGAAGGAGAAGAAGAAGAAGGAAACUGUUGCUGCUUUUUUAUGCUGGUGUUUCACCCAGCUGUUGCCACAAAGAUGACUCACUUACAGGCUGGCCUCUCCGUGGAGACCCUGGAGAAGGCGAAGGUGGAGCUGAAGGAGAACCCGGAGACCCUCCACCAGGACAUCCAGGAGGUCCGGGACAUGAUCAUCACCCGGCCGGACAUCGGGUUCCUCCGGACGGACGACGCGUUCAUCCUCAGGUUCCUCCGCGCCAGGAAAUUCAACCACUUCGAGGCGUUUCGGCUGCUGGCUCAGUACUUCGAGUACCGGCAGCAGAACCUGGACAUGUUCAAGAACCUGAAGGCGACAGACCCGGGCAUCAAGCAGGCCCUGAAGGACGGGUUCCCCGGAGUGCUGUCCAACCUGGACCGGUACGGGAGGAAGAUUCUGGUUCUGUUCGCUGCCAACUGGGACCAGAGCAGGUAAGAAAGCAC